Messenger RNA from Salvia splendens (bonfire salvia), 919 nucleotides. RefSeq lists its product as uncharacterized. Lineage: Eukaryota; Viridiplantae; Streptophyta; Magnoliopsida; Lamiales; Lamiaceae. The transcript is spliced from 4 exons. The record is from RefSeq and is a predicted model, not a curated record. The coding region runs from base 13 to 882 and encodes 289 amino acids. Gene Ontology annotation, molecular function: metalloendopeptidase activity. Gene Ontology annotation, biological process: CAAX-box protein processing. Gene Ontology annotation, cellular component: membrane.
CGGCGCUCGAAGAUGAACACAGCUCUGCUGUGUCAAUUUCCGGCAAAUUUAUUCACGGAUUACGGCAAUAGGUUGCUGAAAUGCAAUUCUUUCGGUAAAAGGGUUUCUUUCAUCCGUCGCUGCAUAAAAAAUGAGACAAAAUCACAACCCCAUCAGGGCUUCUCAGUUCUCGCAACAGAUCCUCACCCUCAGCUUGAUAUUGGAAGUAUAUGGAGCUCUAUGGGUUUUUAUGUGUUCAGCAUUCACGUCCCGUUGAGUUUUGGCGGUCUUUCUGCUGCUGCAAAGAUAUUGCAUCAACCCGUCCUCGAUCCACAGACCGAGGCAUUCUUCAUCUUCGCAAUCCAAACCUUAGAGCUUAGCAUUGUUCUGCUGCUGCUAAAGUGCCCCGGUAAGCCUCAGUAUGACCUUAAAGAUUUCUUUCGUGCCAAUAAGUCUUCAAAACAACGAAGCUGGCUGCUGGCAUCGGUGCUCGGGUUUGGAGUCCUUCUGUCAUUGGUCUUUAUCACUUCGUAUUUUGCUGAGAGAUUGAUUGGACCCAAGGAUGUGAACAAUCCAUUCCUCAAGGAUAUUCUCACCGGCAGCUGGAGUUCUGCAACCGCCUGCGUUCUUGUCUACUCCAUCAUCACUCCGUUGCUGGAAGAAGUCGUGUACAGAGGUUUUCUCUUGACAUCUCUUGCCUCCACAAUGAACUGGCAGCUAGCGGUUGCAAUCAGUUCCGUUGUUUUCAGUGCAUCCCACUUCUCGGGCGAGAACUUCUUGCAACUCCUCAUUGUUGGAUUCGUGUUCGGAUGCUCUUACUGUUGGACCGGGAACUUGAGUUCAUCGAUAUGCAUACAUUCUCUGUACAACGCCCUGAUAAUGUAUCUAACAUUUAUAUCAUGAACAAGGUUUCUAAAUCCGUUUUGCUCUUCUAUCUGUA